Molecule: messenger RNA, 2194 nt
Organism: Cygnus olor (mute swan)
Lineage: Eukaryota; Metazoa; Chordata; Aves; Anseriformes; Anatidae
Gene: RELT
Product: RELT TNF receptor
Exons: 11
Coding region: 384-1628 (414 amino acids)
Biological process (GO): apoptotic process
Source: RefSeq, a predicted model, not a curated record
AGCUACAAAUCUGCAGGAUUUGAGGACUUGCGGGGUGAUGGCUCUGGUGCCCAGGGGGAUUUGGGGUGUCUCUGGGCCCCCAGAUUCCCUUCCCUGCUUCGUGGCACAGGAGGCAGAAACAUCGCUCUGCGGCAAAAUGAUGCCUUCCAAAAGCAAAGCUCCGACCCUGUAAAACCGCUGGAUUGCUUCCCAUAACUGCUGGCCAAGGGGGUGCUCGUGUAAAAGCACCCAAACGAUGAGCCCUCGCUGUCCCCAAGACGGGAAUUAGGGGAGAAGGGGGGGGGGGGGGGGGGGUCCCCGUCCCCAUCCCAUCCCCGUGGUGCGGAGCAGGGGGGUUCCUGGCACCGCUUCCCUGCAGGUGUCCCCCGGUGAGGAGCAGCGGGAUGCGCUGGUGGCUCGUCACCGUCCUGGGGGUGCUGAGCGGCCCCGGCACAGGGACCGCAGGCUGCGGGGCGCCGCGAUGCCCGCCCGGAGAGGAACCCGUCGGGGCGUGCGGCUUGGCACAGACCUGCCGCCCGUGCCCCCCCGGCGCUUUCUCCCCGGGGGACGCGCCGUGCGCCCCGCACACCCGCUGCCACGCCGCCAACCGGCUCCUCCUGGCACCAGGGACGGCGGCGGCCGACAGCCGCUGCGGAGGCUGCGUGCACGGGUUUUACAGCCCUGAUGGCGAGAGGGAGCCCCGGGGCCGGUGCCUGCCCUGCUCAGUUGCCCCCCCCAGCACCCCGGGGUGCCCAGGCCAGCGGCGAGCCCGGAGCGCGGCGGCACCGCGGGGGCCGGCGGGGAGCAACGGGACACGGGAGGCUCGGCCGGAGGAGGCGGCGGCGGCGCAGUCGGCCGUGCUGGCCAUCGUGCCCGUCUUCUGCGCCAUGGGCUUGCUGGGCAUCCUCGUCUGCAACCUGCUGAAGAAGAAGGGCUACCACUGCACCGCGCACAAGGAGCCCGACCCCGGGGCCGGCACCGGUCCCAGCUCCGUCUACCAGAUCGAGGACGCCAACGAGGACACCAUCGGGGUCCUGGUGCGCCUGAUCACCGAGAAGAAAGAAAAUGCCGCGGCGCUGGAGGAGCUGCUGAAGGAGCAUCACAGCGCGCAGCUGGUGGCACCGGGCUGCAAACCUGCCUAUAAGCUGCACCUCCUGCCUCAGUUUCCCCCCGCGUGCCGGCACCAGCAGCACCUGCACACGGUGCACGGCCCGGCCCCCCCCUCGGACCCCCCCUGCACCCGCUGCAGCCAGAAGAAGUGGCCCCAGGUGCUGCCGUCCCCCGUUAAUGCCACCAAGGCCACCAAACCCGGGGCCAAGGCCGGCCGCCCCGGCGAGAUCACCAUCCUCUCCGUCGGCAGGUUUCGGGUGUCCCGUAUCCCCGAGCAGAAGCCCGGCACGGCAGCGGGGACCGGGGGUGACCCGCCCCGGGGUCCCCUCCCCGUCGGCAGCGGGACGAGGCCGUCGUGGCUGAAGAGCACCGAGAGCCGCCCCGAGGGGCUCGUGGGCUGGGAGGUGCUGGGCGAGGGGGGCCAAGCACAGCGGGAUGGGACGGACGUCGCACCCCCCACCCCCGUGACCACGGUCCCCUUCGCCUCCCAGGGCAGCCCCUCCGCGGCCAGGCUUGGGGACAGCACCCUCGCCAUGUGACACCCCCGGGGGUCCCCAAAUCAGCCCCGCCGCAGGGCGAGGGGCUCAGCACCCUGCAGGGUGACCCAGCACCGCCUGGGGUGACGGCAGCCAAAGAAGGGGACGCCCCAAGCCGUGUCCCCCCUCCCGGUGAGUGUCCCCAGACGGAUGUCCCCAGCUCGGUGGUACCAGGACCACCGCGGCUCGCCAGGGCUCAGCACCAUCCCCCCCGGGCCCUUUAUGGCCGUCGGGUGAUGGAUUCUUAAUUUUAUUUUUUUUUUAAAGCCACUCGGGUUAAUUUCUGGAAAUGAAGUCACUAACAUGGGGGACACCCCCACACACACACCCCCGUGUCACUUAGGGGACCGUGUCUCCUCCCUGUCCCCGGCCUCACUGCUGACAGCAGGCUUGGCACCAGCGCUGGCACUCCCCAGCGCCCUGUUCUGGGGCAGCGUUGCCCCUUUUUCCUAUAUUUAUUUACCUAGCCCUUUGUGUCAUGGUUUCCUAAAUACUUUUUUUAUUUGAAGUCUCCCGGGCUUGUUCCUGGAAAUGUUAAUAAACGUGCUCCAUUUUGGGGCAGGAACCUA